Messenger RNA from Andrographis paniculata, 1640 nucleotides. Its product is annotated as cycloartenol-C-24-methyltransferase. Gene Ontology annotation, biological process: sterol biosynthetic process. The record is from RefSeq and is a predicted model, not a curated record. Gene Ontology annotation, molecular function: sterol 24-C-methyltransferase activity. The coding region runs from base 387 to 1430 and encodes 347 amino acids. The transcript is spliced from 14 exons. Lineage: Eukaryota; Viridiplantae; Streptophyta; Magnoliopsida; Lamiales; Acanthaceae. Gene Ontology annotation, cellular component: endoplasmic reticulum.
CUUUCAAAUCUCGCAACGCAAUCUUCCGCCGCCCGAUUCGGAAGCGCCUCCGCCCCGCCUGCCGGCCGGCGAUUCGAAAUCACGUGCGUUGCACGUGCGCUGAGGUGGCAGCCACUUCCGACGACACGUUUGGGAGUCCACUAAACUACAAAAGACAGCCCUUUCAAGCUUUUUGUUGUCGCCUUUUAUCGUCUCUUCUCUCUCAUUCCUCUCUCACUCCUCCUUUGCCAUAGAAAAUUGAUUAAUCGACCUUACAAUAACCUAUUGUUCCUUUCCUUCUCCCAGAUCGGAGUUGUUUUGUAAUUUUUUUGCCGAUUUUGUGGUCUCUCGGAAGGGGCAUUGGAAAUCGAACGAUCGUCUUCUCCGGGUUAAUUGAUAGAACAGAGAUGGCUAAGGCAGGAACAUUGGAUCUGGCGUCUGGCGUCGGGGGUAAGAUCGAGAAGCAACAAGUUCUCUCCGCCGUCGACAAGUAUGAGAAGUAUCAUGGUUUCUAUGGAGGUCAUGAGGAAGACAGAAAAGUUAACUACACUGAUAUGGUAAACAAGUACUAUGAUCUUGUCACAAGCUUCUACGAAUAUGGAUGGGGAGAAUCGUUCCAUUUUGCGCCGAGGUGGAAAGGGGAGUCUCUCCAAGAGAGUAUUAAGCGGCACGAACACUUCCUCGCCUUGCAGCUCGGGCUGAAACCGGGACAGAAGGUCUUGGACGUCGGAUGUGGUAUUGGCGGGCCGUUAAGAGAAAUUGCUCGGUUUAGCCGCACAUCGGUGACGGGCCUCAACAACAAUGAAUACCAGAUAUCGAGGGGGAAGGUGCUAAAUCGUCACGCUGGAGUGGACCGAACUUGCGAUUUCGUUAAAGCCGAUUUCAUGAAGAUGCCGUUCCCGGACAAUACAUUCGAUGCUGUAUAUGCAAUCGAAGCCACCUGCCACGCUCCCGAUGCGGUCGGCUGCUAUAAGGAGAUUUACCGAGUGCUGAAACCCGGCCAAUGCUUCGCUGUAUACGAGUGGUGCAUGACGGACGCCUACGACCCUAACAACGAAGAACACAAACGGAUCAAAGCUGAAAUCGAGCUCGGCAAUGGCCUCCCCGACAUUCGACUGACUCGCCAGUGCCUAGACGCCGUUAAGAAAGCUGGCUUCGAAGUUGUUUGGGAGAAGGAUCUUGCCGUGGACUCUACCGUCCCGUGGUACGCGCCGAUGGAUACGAGCCAAUUCUCUCUCAGCAGCUUCCGCCUUACAGCAGUCGGUCGAUUCUUCACCCGAAACAUGGUUAUUGCAUUAGAGAAACUCGGUAUUGCUCCGAAGGGAAGCCAAAGGGUUCAAUCGUUCUUGGAGAAAGCUGCCGAAGGACUCGUCGCUGGUGGAAAGAAAGAGAUUUUCACGUCGAUGUACUUCUUCCUUGCGCGGAAGCCUCGAACGGAGGAGAACUCGUAGUCGGCGUGCAUCUAUCGAAUGUGUUAUUACCCAAAUUCCUCGGCUAUUAUGCGUGAUUAUUAUGAUCGUGUGCCGGGCCGUCGUUCUUUCGGUUUUUGUUUGAGUUUGAAUCGAAUGUUUUAUGGUGUAUUGGUAAUGAAACUGGACAUCAUUAUCAUCCUAUCAUCGAAACAUUUCUUUUCUGGUGUUUUUAAGGUUCCAUUGACGAGA